Messenger RNA from Brenthis ino (lesser marbled fritillary), 1362 nucleotides. The record is from the annotation of a GenBank genome assembly. NCBI's taxonomy places the organism in Eukaryota, Metazoa, Arthropoda, Insecta, Lepidoptera, Nymphalidae.
AUGCCUUUUGGGAAAAUAGAAACUUUUGAAGUAGGUUCCCAUAACUGGGAUGCCUAUUGUAGAAGAAUAAAGCAGUUUAUAACAUUAAAUGACAUUAGUGAACAUUUGCACGUGGCCACGCUAGUCACACACGUUGGCGUGUCUUGCUACGAGUUAAUGUGUGAUUUAUGCUCCCCGGAUUUACCUGAAGAUAAAACAUUUGAUGAGCUCGUGGAUAUCGUUAAAAAUCAUCUGGAGCCGCAGAGGUCGGAGAUUGCUGAACGCCAUAUAUUUCGGCAGCGGAAACAACUUCAAGGCGAGACUGUGAGUGAUUACUUACAAAGUUUAAAGCAUCUGGCGAAAACAUGUAAUUUUCGCGAUACUCUAGAAAUCAAUAUAAGGGAUCAAUUCGUCUCUGGACUUAUUAAUGAAGAUAUGAGGUCAAGGUUGUUUGCCGAGCGAGAUAUCGAUUAUAAACGUGCUAUUGAACUCGCAUUAGCAUUAGAAGCGGCGGACAGGCACGCAGCAGAGGCGGCGUCCGGUGCUAGCAAUGGAGUUGCGGAAGGGUUACAUAACGUAAGGAUGAAGCGUAUCGUCGGCGUGACGGCGAGCCGGGACGCAGCGGGCGGCGCGAGCGGCGCUGCAGCGAGCGACGGCGGCGGCGCGCGGCGUGCGUGUUCGCGCUGCGGACGCGCGGGGCACGGGCCAGCGCGGUGUCGAUUUAAGCAGUACACGUGUGAUAAUUGUGGACAAAAAGGUCAUCUUAAAGUUGUGUGUCAAAAUUACAAAAGUGUUAGCAACAGUGAGUACCAGAAACAUCAUAAAGCACUUAUGGGUCAUAGGUUACGCGGAAGGUUAGAUCUCUUACGUCCGAGUACUCGCGAUGUAGUGCUUGAUAAGCAACAGGCACAACAAGCUCGUCAUGGAGGGGUUGUGCGAGACAUGUCCCCCGGGGACCGAGUAUUGGUUCGAAAUUAUAACGACAGCUUAGUUAAAUGGAAGGAAGGGGUAGUAGUAGAAAAAAGGGGGCCGGUCUCCUAUGUUGUUAAAACAGAUAGCGAUGAUCGUAUUAGUAAAAGACACGUUGACCAGUUAUUAAAGAAAAAUGUACGAUUUUCGCGUUAUUCGUUGCCGACAUCAAGUUGUACUCAGCCAUCCAGUCCUUAUAAGGCAGAUUCUUUAAUAAAUACAUCUUCAACAUCUAUAUUCCAAUCUCCUUUGUCAGAUAAAAAUAGUUCGGAACUGAAUAAUGACAAUAGGAAAGCGCAGUCACCUCCGUUGUAUCCUACUGAACCGUCACAUUCACAAUCAUUAAAGCCUCAGCCUGAAAAAUAUGUUUCUCAUGGUAUGACGUUAAGACCUCGCAAAAAGUAUUAUUAUGCU